Messenger RNA from Cotesia glomerata, 1937 nucleotides. RefSeq names its product acyl-coenzyme A diphosphatase FITM2 (gene Fitm). The transcript has a single exon. Gene Ontology annotation, biological process: lipid storage; phospholipid biosynthetic process; lipid droplet organization. The record is from RefSeq and is a predicted model, not a curated record. The coding region runs from base 444 to 1640 and encodes 398 amino acids. NCBI's taxonomy places the organism in Eukaryota, Metazoa, Arthropoda, Insecta, Hymenoptera, Braconidae. Gene Ontology annotation, cellular component: endoplasmic reticulum membrane.
CUAUUUCUCCAAUUUUCAUUAAAAAAAAAAAAUUUUUAUCCCACUAUUCUAAAAAUUACUAUAAGGCAUAUGUCCAGAUGUCCCCACUCCAAUGAUAUUUGUUAACAGCGUACUUUUGGACUAUAUAAUAAAAAUGAAAAAAGAAAAAACUAUAUUGCGUGAUUGAAAGUAGCGUAUGUAAGUGAUUUUUUAGUUUUUAAAUGACUGUUUAUAACGGCAUUCUGAUAAAUUAUUUAUCUAAAUAUACCUCAGUAAGUUUUUCACUUAAAAAGUUAAAAUAGCUGAUUCAAAAGUGAUUACUUUUACAGUUGAACAAAAAAUAAAUAAAUAUAAAAGUAAAAUAAAAAAUAACAAAAAACCAGUAUUGUGUUAACGCUAUGAUCAUAAGUGACUACGUGUUACGGCGAAGACGAAGACGUUGAUAAAAAUACAAAAGCAUCAUCAUGGCACCAUCAAAAAGAAGACCCCUGCACAAUUCUACGGGAAGUGGCUCACCCGGGAGUAGUUUUAGAUCACGUGGAAUGAACUUUCGUCCUAAUUCUGGAGUCCAGGAAGACCGUGGGGGAACAAGACCUACUGCACCACCGAGCUCUGUAGGUGCUAUACUAAUUAGUAUGGUAAUUCAUUUAUGUAAAAAAUCAUUACUCUUUGAACCAAGAUUAAAAAUUGUUAUUUACUGCGGUGCUAUUUUUAUAGUGUCACUUAUAGCUGACUUUAUUCCUAUGCCUAAAAGUUAUUUUUCAAGAUCUGACAACAUAUUCAAUCGUUACUUCGUCAAAUGGGGCUGGGGAUGGUUAUUAACAGUGACGAUACCAUGGAUUGCAUUGACAGCACAUACACUAGGCUGUGGAAAACGUCCUAUUCUGGUAAAACAUUUAGCUAGAAUUGUUUUAGCAACAGCAGCCUGGUUAUUAUGGACCAAACUCUUCCAUUUUAUUGAGACAAACCAUGGAAGGUGUUUGAAUACUAAAGAUUUACAGCUGCAGACAAAGACUAAAUGCUUGCAGGCGGGUAAAUUUUGGAGUGGAUUUGACAUUUCUGGUCAUACAUUUAUAUUAAUAUAUUCGAGCUUAAUUUUAGCCGAAGAAGCUUCCUCAUUUCUUGGAUGGGAAGGCAUCAGAGAUCUCAUCAUGAAAGAAGAAUACAGUCGUACUACCAAUGAAAUGAACACUGGCAUGCUACGAAAUUUGUCAGACACUGAUUUCGGAUUUCUCAAGAAAGCCCAUAAUGUAUUUACACCUUGGUUACGAGGAUUAUUUAUUGUAAUGACUCUUCAGCAGCUGCUCUGGGAUAUUAUGCUUGUUUCUACUAUUUUGUACUAUCAUAUAAUGAUUGAGAAAUUCAUUGGUGGAGUUAUUGCUAUCUUAACGUGGUACGUAACUUAUAAAUGGUUAUUUAAAUUGCCAAAAUGCGGAUUGUUGGCGCCUGGUGAAGGUGUAUUCAGGUAUUAUGAACCUCGAGAAUCACUGAGUACUCCUCCGUCAUCGAGACUUAGACGGUCAACACUUAAUGGAAAUACUCCUACGUUCAUGGGAAUGCCUAUUCGUACUCCUCAGCCGCAGUCCCAGCAACAACCACCACAAGAUAGUAAUGAUACGUUUACAUCAAGACAAGACUCGGAUACUAUUUCCACUCGAUAGUAUAUAUUAAUAAAAAAUUUUUUAUGGUAAUUGGGUUUGUACAGUACGUUCGAAAAGUGAUAUUCACUUUAUAAUUUUUUUAAGUAAUCAUAUCAAAUUAUGAAUUGAAAUAAAAAAAUUUUGAUAUUUACAAAAAUUUUAUAAAAAAAUUACAAUCAUUGAAUAAGUCAGAUUUACUAGACUAUUAUAAUUAUUGUUUUUUACGUACUGUUUCACCUAUUUCUUAAAGUCGGUUUCUAUUCAAUUGAUACAUUUAUACACUUAAAAUUAUUUAUUUGAUCAAAUCUAAUAAAAUAA